AUGGCCUGUCUAGUGAGGCGAUGUUCGCCAUUUUUAGGACGAUUGGUAUUGAAAAACAUAGUUCGUGACACACGAAAUGUGGUUUUUAACUUGAAUUGCAACUAUUUACUAAGGAAUAAAUAUACCGAUUCCAGCAAGUACAAAGAUUUUAAGGCUAAAUAUACCAUUGCUAAUAAGGAUUCGGUAGCUUUUGACGGCGAAGAUUUAGAUGAACUAGAUUUGGAUGAUAGCGAUUAUGAUUUGAUUGUCAAUAAUGCUAUGCGUGUUCAGAAAAGGCUUCUAAAUGAACAGCACGUUUUGGUUAUCCAACCGUUUGUAAAAUGGGGUCCGAAGAAGAGCUCUAGCAAACCUGAACAUCAACUCAAGGAAGCUGAGGCGUUGGUUCACUCAAUUCCAAAAUGGAAAGUCGAACACGCUCUAACAGUGCCUCUAGAGUCUAUGCAGAAACGACAACUUUUUGGAACAGGAAAGUUAGAAGAGUUGAAAACUCUUUUGACAAAUCUUCAUGCUUCUGGAAAGCUAAUUACCUGUAUUUUCAUCAGCAAAGGUGUUUUAUCAUCUGGUCAGAAGCAAAUUCUCGAACAGCAUUUCAAACUGCCGGUCAUGGAUCGUUAUUCGGUAGUAAUUCAGAUUUUGCGUCUGCAUGCUACGAGCACCGAGGCAAAGCUUCAAGUUGCCAUGGCCGAAAUUCCCUACAUUUGGUCUCAAAUGAAGGAACAGGAAAUGAUUCGUUCCAACAGUCGUAUAUUUUUGACGGAAGCUCAAAAGCAAAUGCUUCGCGUUCGAGAGCGGAAACUUAAGAAAAAACUUGACGCCGUUCGAUCACGACGAGAUCUACUACGAAAUAAACGCAUACAAAAGGCAUACCCAAUUGUGGCAGUCGUCGGUUACACAAACGCCGGCAAAACUUCUCUUAUAAAGGCUUUCACGGAAGGAAAGUCCUUAGAACCAAAAAAUCAACUAUUUGCUACCCUGGAUGUAACAGCACAUGCCGGUGUGCUACCGUGCAAGCUAGAGGUUCUCUUCAUGGACACUGUCGGAUUUAUGGCUGAUAUUCCGACCGGUUUGAUAGAAUGUUUCAUUGCUACCCUCGAGGAUGCCAUGUUCGCCGAUGUCAUCGUGCACGUACAGGAUGUUUCUCACGAAGAUUUUCUUCAGCAAAAGAAACAUGUAGAGCAGACUUUGGCCUCCCUGCAAAAAUCCAUUGGACGAAAUCCAGCGGAAUUGAGCACCGUGAUCAAUGUGGGUAAUAAAACAGACCUAAUAGAAAACCACAGUACACUGCUGAAUCAGCAUCCCGACCUGAAGCUAGUGUCAUCCAGUACGCUACAUGGAAUACACGAUCUAAUGGUGGAAAUCGAACGACAAAUUUUGCUCACCACUGGCCGUCAAAAACUUACCAUUCGCGUUCCUAUGGGUGGCGAGGAAGUGGCUUGGUUGUACAAAAAUGCGGCAGUUACGGAAAUGACUGCCGAUCCUCAGAACAGCCAACGCUGUCUGGUCAUGGCGGUCAUAACGGAGGCAAAACUGCAACAGUUUAGACAUCAGUUCAUCAAAAGCAGGAGCCGAAAAACAGAAUAAUUAAAGCGAUUGGGGUUAUAUUUUUCGAAAUAAAUAGUGUUUUGACAAUA
Malaya genurostris is the source of this 1631-nucleotide messenger RNA. Its product is annotated as putative GTP-binding protein 6. The coding region runs from base 1 to 1581 and encodes 526 amino acids. Gene Ontology annotation, cellular component: cytoplasm. The record is from RefSeq and is a predicted model, not a curated record. Lineage: Eukaryota; Metazoa; Arthropoda; Insecta; Diptera; Culicidae. Gene Ontology annotation, molecular function: ribosome binding; GTP binding. The transcript has a single exon.